This is a messenger RNA of Salvia splendens (bonfire salvia), 762 nucleotides long. Its product is annotated as basic salivary proline-rich protein 4-like. Bases 1 to 762 code for a protein of 253 amino acids. The record is from RefSeq and is a predicted model, not a curated record. Lineage: Eukaryota; Viridiplantae; Streptophyta; Magnoliopsida; Lamiales; Lamiaceae. The transcript is spliced from 2 exons.
AUGGAGAAGAAGCUUCUAGAAGCCGUGGAGAAGGCCAGAGCACCUCCACCUCUAGCCCCUAAGGAGAAGACUUAUGUGCCACCACCUCCGGAGGAGCACCAUUAUUACUACUGCGAGUUUCCUCCUGAACCAGAAGCUCUGAAUCAGACACAACCCUCCGAAGGGCAGCCUAAUUGGCCUGCUCGAAUUCAAGAAAGACCGAACACCGGAGGAAAUAGAGGGCAGAGUGGUCAAGGCAACUGGUCAGGCGGACCCCAGGGUAACUGGUCCAGCAGAAGUCAGUCCAACUGGUCAGGAAGACAACAAGAGGGAAACUGGGGAUACAGACAUCAAGGCCCCCAGUCAAGCAACUCCGGGAGGCAACCAAACAACCAGGUGGUGAGCUAUAUUCCGCCGCAUCAAAGAGGAAACCAACAAGCGGGGAGCCAACCAUACCAUCAGCCCCAGUAUCAAUCUGAGCACUAUGGGCAGCAAGACUACCCUCAGCCUAGCCACGGUGGAGGACCUUCGAAUCAGAGAUACAACAGGCACGCCAAUGAAGGUCCUGGAGAAGCUAUGGCUCCGCACCAUCAGAAUGAUGCGAUGCGCGAAAUCCAAGAGGCGCAGAAAGAGCAGAGGGCAUCUCUAGACAUGCUUACAAAGCAACUUUAUCAGGUUGCCAUGUCGCUAGGGGAACUGAGAGGGAAUGAAGGAAAGAUCCCUGCUACGGUGCAGCCCAUCAGGACUGAGAAGCGAAGAAGGAGCAGAGUCCAGUUCCCUUGA